GGCUUCCCUCUUCCCACAGUGCCUUGCGGUAGCCGUUCAGCCGCUGCACGGCGAUUAUCUGCGGAGUCCCUGUCGGGGCUGAUGCUGGUUCCCGGUGUGAGGGUAGAUCUGCGCUCCGGUCACCAUGCAGGAGCUCAUCGCUUGUGUGGAUCACAUUCGCUUCGACCUGGAGCUGGCUGUGGAGCAGCAGCUGGGGGCACAACCUCUGCCCUUCCCGGGCAUGGACAAAUCCGGGGCAGCUGUUUGCGAAUUCUUUUUGAAGUCCGCCUGCAGCAAAGGGGGCAUGUGCCCUUUUCGUCAUAUUAGUGGGGAGAAGACUGUGGUCUGUAAGCACUGGUUACGAGGGCUUUGUAAGAAAGGGGACCAGUGUGAGUUCCUGCAUGAAUAUGACAUGACCAAAAUGCCAGAGUGCUACUUCUACUCAAAGUUUGGCGAGUGCAGUAACAAGGAGUGCCCAUUUUUACAUAUUGACCCAGAAUCCAAGAUAAAGGACUGCCCUUGGUAUGAUAGAGGCUUCUGUAAACAUGGUCCCCUAUGCAGGCAUCGGCAUACACGUAGAGUCAUUUGUGUCAACUAUCUAGUUGGAUUUUGUCCUGAAGGCCCGAACUGUAAAUUCAUGCACCCCCGAUUUGAAUUGCCUAUGGGUGCUACUGAACAACCUCCUCUACCUCAACAGACCCAGAACCAGCAAAAGCAAAAUAACAGCCAGUCGUCGCAGAGAUCGUCCUCCCUCAUCCAGUUAACAAGCCAGAGUUCACCUUUAGGCCAGCAACGGUCUCCACAGACCAUCGGUGUCAUGCAAUCACAGAACAAUAAUAUAGGAAAUCGGGGGCCCAGACCACUGGAACAGGUCACCUGUUAUAAGUGCGGUGAGAAGGGACAUUAUGCCAACAGAUGUACAAAGGGUCAUUUGGCAUUCCUGAGCGGACAGUGACUGAAGCCCUACGUGUGUGGAGGAUCCGGCGAAAUGAAAGAUGUUUUUUGGUGGAGAAAUGAAAGGACACUGGGCUUUAUUUUUUAUAUAUAUAAUUUUAACUUUUUCAAAUGUCAGGUUUCUUCUCUUCUGUAAAUAACUGGGCAAACUUAAAUUUUUGUUUGCCAUUUCUAAAGAAACAUUUCCCUUGUUUCAGUCACUUCCCAAAAUUAUAUUUUGGCAAUUCAUUUUUUUUAAUAAAAAGUGUACAUUUAUUUGUACUGUU
Molecule: messenger RNA, 1199 nt
Organism: Bufo gargarizans (Asiatic toad)
Lineage: Eukaryota; Metazoa; Chordata; Amphibia; Anura; Bufonidae
Gene: CPSF4
Product: cleavage and polyadenylation specific factor 4
Exons: 8
Coding region: 125-934 (269 amino acids)
Molecular function (GO): zinc ion binding; RNA binding
Source: RefSeq, a predicted model, not a curated record